This is a messenger RNA of Sphaeroforma arctica JP610, 1563 nucleotides long. RefSeq lists its product as hypothetical. Gene Ontology annotation, cellular component: nucleus. The transcript has 6 exons. The coding region runs from base 100 to 1374 and encodes 424 amino acids. NCBI's taxonomy places the organism in Eukaryota, Ichthyosporea, Ichthyophonida. The record is from RefSeq and is a predicted model, not a curated record.
UACGGGAUCACGCACACCUCUGGAGAAUCGUGUCAAAUAAUUAUUCCACGUAAAUAGCAUUAUUGCGAGUGAGACAUACAUCAAAGUAUAUUAAGUAUCAUGACGGACCAGGACUCGAUGGGGAAGUUAGCAUUAAUGUUUGACACUACCUCUCCUCGUACUCGCAAUCCGCUUUCGAAUAAAACUCCAAGUACCAAAGUUAAGCCGACAAAGUCACAUAUUAAAGCAUUGAAACAACUAAAUCUUUUCAAAUGGUCCAAAGAUGUUCUGGACUACAAGGGCACCCAACAAGAUGAUGAUUUGAAAGAGCUUGUUGAGAGUACAUGGCUCAUAAAUCGCACGAGGUCACUCAGCAUGAUUCUACAAGACGAAACGGGUAUGCAAUUGUUUGAGACCUUUCUAUGGUCGGAACAAAUUUUGGAGAACUUGAGCCUUUGGAAAGAGCUCGAGGGUUUGAAGACGCUAAAGCGCCGAGAACAUCUACAAAUGAUUGGCACAUUAGUUUCUAGAAGAUUCGUGGACACUGGCACUGUCAACUUUACUGACGAACAACGGACUGAUUUUCAGAAAGCUCUACAAUUUGAGGACAAUCAGGGUGAUGGAACGCUCUCCACCGGAGAGGAAAGCAAGAAGGCGGAAAGUGUGCAUACAUUGCCAUCAGUUGGCAAUGGUAAUCAAAUAAAAAAAAGUCUGUCUAGUAUAAUGGGAGAAGAAGAGGAGAACAACGUCGCCCGAAUUCAGGGCAGCCUUGUAGCACUGAUGGCCGUUGAUUCGUUCCCAAGGUUCCUUGCGAGCAAUGCGGGAAAAGACUACCUUACAAAGUUGAUGGUAAGAGUCAAGAAGAAAGAGCUGCCGAAGUUAACGAAGCUGAUUGAAAGUGAGAAUGCUUUGAAGAACAAUAUCCAUAAGAAACAGUUAUCAUCCAAUUGGAUGGCUUCACUGAUCUCCAUGGGACAGAUGCUGCCCUUCUGCAUCACCAUCUCAGCCCGAACGAGUGACGAGGACUUGGGCGUAGAGGGCCGAUAUCCCCUGUGCUACAUCAAUGAACAAUUCACCAGCACCACCGGAUAUACCAAGACAGAAACUAUCGGCAGAAGCUGCCGGUUCUUGCAGGGCCCAGACAGUGAACCUGAGCCAAAGAGGCUUCUGAAAGAGAGCGUUGAAAACGGGACGAAGCUGCAUGUGACCAUCACCAACUACACCAAGGAUCAGAAGGUCUUCAAGAACUGUCUCACAUUGUUCCCCAUCCACAACGAUCAGGGUGUGGUGCAAUACAUCGUUGGCAUACAGUAUGAUGCCACGGACAACAGCUCCGAAAAGAUGGCCAAUCUUCAACCGAUCCUCAAUUUCUUAGACGAUCACAAAACUAUAUAAAAGCUUUCCAGGCAUGGUAGUAUGAUACUAGACAAAUAUAAAGCUGCCAUAGUACCAAGCCCAUCAGACUGCAUGGCACAACCCUAUACCUGCGCCACUGACGAGGGCGCUUCAAAUGAUAUGUGUGUGAUAUCUGUGAGUGGUACUACGAACACUGAUAUAAAGCUUAGGCAACAAAGAGUGUCUGCC